CAUAUGCAUUGUUAAACGGACUUAGUCCAAAUCAGCCCAUGGAUCCCAAUGAUCCACCGGGAUGAACCCAACCCAACCCGACCCAAUUAUUUUCAUUUUUGGGCUGACCCAAGCCCAAGUACUUCACUGUUUCCUUCGUCUCUCUCUCUCUCUCUCUCUCUGAGCUUCAUCGGAUCCGAAAAAUGUCGACGAUGAGCCUACUCAGAGCCGCGGCGAAAUCCCACCGUCUGAUCCGAACCAGCAACCAAAAUCGAGGGCUUUCGUUGCUCCUUCGCGACUCGCCGAUGCAUUUCUCGACCGAAGCUGCAGAUCAUCAGCCCAGUAGCCAGGACAACCCUUCCGUUGAUUCUUUUCUUCGCCCCCCAACCAAAGGUUUUGUUUAUGGCAAAUUGGUUGGCACUACAAAGCACACAACAAAGAGUGAUAUUCUCAAUUUUCUUGAAGAUUGUGGGUUGAGUUUGGAUGAUCUCAGAGUGGACUAUAGUCACUAUCCCAGAGUCUACAUGCCAACUGGAAUGAUGAUUCAAUUCUCUUCUCAGGAUGCAUUUGAUGCUGCUAUCAAGGCUAAUAAUAGGAAGGGUCGCUUGUAUAGGUUGGACAGGGCUGAUCGGUCUCAGUGGGAUGGUAUUACACCCUAUGAUGGAAAAGUUGUGUUGCUGCAAGGAAUCCCUCGAAAUGCGGUUCCAGAUGACGUAGAGCGAUUUCUUUCUGGAUGUGUUUACGAUGCAUCCACAAUGCAAAUAUUUGUCAGGCCAUCGCCGUACCUGAUUAGAAUGGCAACUGUACACUUCCCGUCAAAGACACAAGCAAUGCAUGCCUUCAUUACGAAGAACAGAGGGUUCUGUCUCAAUAGUCAAAUCUUGGUGAGAGUUCUCCAUUAACAACUUAUUCCCAUUUAGACUCUUGUAGUUCUUAUUUGUAGCCAUAUUUGAACUGAAAAUGGUUAGGUAUUGCAGCACAACUUCAAAUUAGACUUGCUUGUUCUCAAGUUUGCUUGGAAUUUUCCCAUUAAUGAGAAGGGUUUGGUGUCUGAUGUUUGUUUUU
Molecule: messenger RNA, 1044 nt
Organism: Rhododendron vialii
Lineage: Eukaryota; Viridiplantae; Streptophyta; Magnoliopsida; Ericales; Ericaceae
Exons: 6
Coding region: 183-881 (232 amino acids)
Molecular function (GO): nucleic acid binding
Source: RefSeq, a predicted model, not a curated record